GGCUUUCUCCUUUAUGGGGGGCUCUGGGAUCUGUGAUCGGGCCCUUCUGGGAGGCGCUGACCUCCAAAGGAGAAAGCUCCUGUGGUAGCCAGCUCUCUGGGGCCACCUGGGAAGUGACUUUGGCUCUUGUUUUCAGCACAUGCACCUCUCCUCACUAUGUUACAGAAAGACAGCUCCGCAUUCUGUGACAAAGACUUGCUUGUGCACCUCUCAAAGCUGGAAAACAACCUGAUCCCUUCAUCUAGCCAAGGAAAAUAUUUUCCAUUCUGACGGAGUCGGAAAUACCUCUUCAUCACAGUCAGGCAGCUGCAGCAUAGACUCCUAAGAUACCUUUUUUUAAUGUAUUUGGUUUUCCUUUCAGCAGAUGCCUUCCAACUGCAUUGAUUUACCCGAUGUGCUAAAUCUGUGGCAUUCCUAAGGAAGUUAAAGCAAACAUCGUGCUGCCCAGCAGCAUCAUGUUGGUAUUUCUUCUGUCGGGUUCUUGCCACAAACAGUGCAGGUCGUGUCAAAUGGGCUUACUGAACAUGCCCACACCUGGGGUCAGAGAAGUCUUAUCUACUGGUGGAAACAGAUUUAUGUGUGCUACCAAAAGGAGCGGGAGAGACAACUGAAUCAUGUAGAGUAUCUGGGCUGGACUGGGGUGGAGUUUGGCUUUGUCCAGGAUGAUUCCAGCAAAGAGUGUCUCCAUAGCAGUGAUCUUGUCCAUUCAAACUCAUCUUGGCCUCUUCGAUUCUUGUCGAAGCCAAACUGCUGUUGAAACCUAACCUGCCAUGCAACUUCCACAGCCCCAGAGGAGCUUAGGGAAGCAAAGACCAGAAGAAGAGCACGAUUAAGAGAGUGGAUGCUGUAGUUACAAAAGGCUCACAGACCUCGAAGUUCAGAAGGAGCCAUCGCCAAACAUGAUGGAUUGGAGAGGGACAGCCCGAAGUGUGACAGGCUGAAGUGCCAUGAAACAAGUAGGUGAAAAGUUGGUCAGCAUCUAUUUAGCUGCGUCUGCUGUCAGAGGAGUUGGUGUGAGGAUCUCGCCAAGCCACAAUCACUUUAGGUGGGACCAUGCUUGUCAGCAUGGUGGCUGGGUGACUUGGCAGUCAGUUAUUUGACUGUAAUUUCUGUGCUGAUGAGCUGAUUUUCAUAAUUAUGUUCUCAUGCUAGGAAGGGAGACACGCAGCUGCUCAGGAGGCUGUUCUGUUCCAGGCAAGGCUAAAAUUAACUUUUUCUCAUUAUUGUUAUGGACUUGAGCUGGAGUGGGUGGAAGGGGAAGGUCAGCCUUCCCAGAGCAAAGAUUCAGUCUGACGUUUCAUGCUGAAUGGCAUGGGGCUUUCUGUGGGACGUGAUUGACCUGAUCAUGUGUGGCAACGUAGGAAGCUCAGAUUGCCAUGACGUAGAAAAGGGCACAAGAUGAGGUUGCAACACAUUUUAUUCCAGUGGAGUGAAAAAUGCUUCCCCUCAGUCUGUGUAAAAAGUAGAGAAAGGAGAAACUGGAUUAUUCUCUGCUGUCAGCUAUCCUACACGAGACUGGCUACUCUGUACUGCUGACUGCUUUUAGAGACCGAUGCCUCUUAUUUAAGAAUAAAAUGGGGAUUUACGUGCUGGUGCAAACUGUGAUUUUCCUCUCAGAGUAACUAUCAGGUUAUUCAGAUAAUCUGCUCCUCUCAGACAGUUUUCCAUACAAAAAAAAAGGAACUGUCUGAUGUAACCCAGCAUUGUCUGUUCAUUUUUUCCAUGUGGAACUCAAAGCUUGAGCUCCAUUCUCCGUUUCUGCCCUAUUAGGGCAGGUUCUGUAUUCUCAGUAUUCAUAUCCUAGUUGAUUUGAAAGCAGAAAAAGCCAUUUCGAAAUGUGUUGGCCAACACAUUACCCUAAGCAGAGCAAGUUGGGUUAUACACUGUAAGGUGGCUACAGGUUGCCCUCUGGUUCCUAUUUUGUCUACUGUGUUAGAGGACCUGUGGCUGUUGCAGACGGGGAAGUUCACAUCCCAAGCAGCUGAUGUGCCUCAGGUCCCCCUGAUAACCCCACGAGGAGUGUAAGCUUUCUCCAAACGCUGCUUUGAGAAGGUUCUUCCUUCUGCCUAUAUAACCUACAAGCAAUUCUCCUCUUUGCUUGUGCUGUCUGCAACUCCUCUGCCAGAAAAUUGCUCUGCUUUUGUGCUGUGGCCUCCCUGCCUGCUGCUCUAGGACACAGAAGUUGUUUUCUCCCAGUCCCUUUUCAUGUCUUGGAGCUGCCAUGGUCAGGCCUCCUCUGAGGGCCCACGAGUGUGAUCUUCAUACAAAGCUCUUGCUCAGCGGGUGAAGCGAGGGGAAACGCGAUGGAAGAAGCCCUUGGUGGAGGCCGUGGACUUGUGGUAGCAGAAGGAUUGCAUUUGGAGUGGGCUGCAGAGGAGAGGGAGAUUUGUUUUUGCAGAAUCCCACUCCAGAGCAUCUUCUGGUCUGGCACCAGUCCCUCCUGGUUCAGGUGCUGCUGUCCUCCGCAGCCUGGGGCCUGACGCCUAAACGGGCCGUGUGGGCCCAGCAGCCGCCAUGUGGCAGAUCAAGGCUCCAGCCAGCGGGUCCCUUCCAACUUGGGAUAUUCUAUGAUCCUAUAACGUGGGCUGGGCCUGGGCAUCCCCUUGGCUGAUGCCCGGUGCCGUUUCUGAGGAGUGGAAGGUGUGGGCGAGGCCGUGACGGCCCACCACUGAAAGCCUUCCCAGGCUCCUUGGGAGGCAUUGAGUUGGAGACGUGGCUGGAGAGCCAGGUUUUUGGAAAGAAGGUGGGAAGCCAGGAUGUUGGUGGCAUCCUGGAAAAACUGAUCUUACCAGAGCUGUCUGUGGCAGCAUUACAGCUUCUAGUGAAGGUUUUUGGUGGCGAGAUCAUGCUGCAGUUUCAGUUUCCACAGGUUGAAUGUGGCCCUGGUGGACGUGUCUUUUCAUCCUUCAAGCCGUUUUUUCAGUAACUGCACUGGCCAGUGCCUUGGGAGCUCUCAUCCACUCUGAAACCCUUCGUCAGCUAAAGCCACAUCUGCUGCUGUCUCUGACACACCACAGCAGUGUGACAAAGGAUCAGACACCACCUUACAUAAGAAUGAGUCCCCACAAGCAGCGAGGCACCGUUGCGUUGCACAUCCACUGUAACCCUGCAACAUGGUCUGAGACGGCCCUUAGAGCACACCACACCUGCUCUGAGUGAAACGUUAGUGAGGUUUCUUCACCAGCUGAAGAGCACGUACAGGAUUUGCUCUCCCCACUGGCCUUGUAUCAGCUCUUUGGCCACCAGAGCAGGGUGCUGGAGAGCACAGACUGCUUGUAUUUUCUUGCAGGUUGCGGGGUUGGUGGUUCUCCCCAUGCCAAGGGGAUUGUGCUGCUCCUUCUGCCUGGCUCUCCGUGCUCGUUUGCUUUCUGGUGUCGCUCCCCGAGAGCUGUCCUUCUUAGGGAAGGAAAUCAGCUGGCAGGGGCUGCCUCAUUCGCAAGGAAGAGUCAUUCUUCCUUUUGAGCCACUGCUUGUGUGGGAGAGGUACGGCGCAUGAUGCGGUGGGUGGACCUCAGGGUGGAAGAGGAGGAUGUGCAGAGUGUGCUGGGACAAGAUAAAUAGAACCCAUGGGUGCUGCCUCCAUAUAUUCUCUCAGGACAGAGCUCCUCCCAGGGGGAUGCUGCUGGCUCACACUGGUGACUUCUCCCAGCGUUGCUGCCAGGCAGGCCAUGUGCGUGGGGAGGUGCAGCCGCAUCGUGGGCCCCUGCCUGCUGGUACUGGGAACGCUCUCUGUGAUAGCCAACAUCCUCCUGCUCUUCCCUGGUGGGGAGUGGAAGUACCUGGCAGACGGGCACAUCACCAAGCAGGCCAAGGUCAUGCCGGGCAUCUGGGGAGGAGGCAUCACCGUGCUGCUGGUGGCGACCCACAUCACAGCGGUGGGGUGGCGAUGCGCCGGCUGCUCCGACUGCGGCACCCGUCGCAACGCCUUUCUCUCCGCCGUCCUCUCCAAGCUGGCACUCCUGGGCUCCACCGUCUGCUUCAUCCUGUCUGGGGUGGGCCUGACCAACGGCCCCCUCUGCCUCUACAAUGACUCUGAGCACGGCCACGGCCCCACCUGGGGAUACCCUUUCUUGGACACCGGUGGUGAGGUGUCAGACAACAGGGUGUUGGCGUCGGCAGAUUAUUUCCUGUACAAGCCGGACACCUGGGACACCUGCCUGGAGCCGGUGGGCAUCGUGGCCUGGAAUGUCACCUUCUUCUCCCUCCUGCUGCUCGUCAGCGCCACCGAGAUGGUGCUGGCCUCCGUCCAGAUCCUCAACGGCUGUGUUGGCUGCCUCUGUGGCUUCUGCGAGGGGAAGCAGGGCCGCCCCACACCCCUGGACUGAGCGCUGGAGCUGUGCUGGUGUGCACGGGGCUCACUGCAGGUGCUGGCGGCUGGAGGCUGGCCUAGGGACAGAGGAGGAGAAGCGGAUCCCGAACAUCGAGGUAUGGGAGCAGGCACAGGAGGGAUGGGGGGCUCCUGGAGGGACCUCGUUUAGAACCUCACUGGAAAUGGGACGACGGAGCAGCUGCUCAUCCUGACCAGCCCAGUGGUGCAGAGCCCAGUCCCCAUGGCCCCUGGGGCUUGGCUGCGCUCACAGCGAGCGCCACCGCCUUCAGCACGUCCUCAUCCCUGCCCGACGCAGGGGCAGAGCACAGGGGCUGCAGGAACAGCAAGUACCUCUUCUUGGAGCAUAUUUGCACAUGAACUGGUGUGGACAGACCCAACACAACUGGUCAGGCCGAGAGGAAAGUAGCGGUGACCAUGGUAACUUAAAAAAGCAGUCAGCCGGAUCACACAACAACAAGGAGAUUGAGAUUUUGAUGAGAGAAAUAGGGCUGGAAGUAAGUAUUCAAAAGGAAGAAGAGAAGGUGCAUAAGCAAGUGUGCCUGUGAGAGGAGAGGCCAUGGCAUUGUGCCUCAGCAGCCCCGACCUGCGGCACCCCUGCUAGUGCCGCUCAAUUUGUGUUUCACAGAUUGAUGGCUGACUGAGUGGUCUCGGGAAAGCAAUAAGCUGCUUUCCGCAGGUGAAUCAAAGGGUUUUUUGCAGUGCCAAGGACCUGGCUGUGAAGCUUGCUCACUGGCAGGGUGCACGGAGGGGCUGCUGAAAUGCCACCUCCACCACUCUGCGCCGAUGUGAAGCUGGAAGCAGGAGGGAGAAGGUCAUUAGGGACCUGUCCUUUAUUUGGAAGGAUUCUGGGUGGAGGAGGAGAGGUGCAAGGGCAGCGAGACAGAGAGAUAAAGGCAGGGAUAGCAUGGUAAUAAUAGCAUGAGCCUCUGAGUCCAA
This is a messenger RNA of Anas platyrhynchos (mallard), 5266 nucleotides long. It is a transcript of the gene TM4SF19, whose product is annotated as transmembrane 4 L six family member 19. Gene Ontology annotation, cellular component: membrane. Lineage: Eukaryota; Metazoa; Chordata; Aves; Anseriformes; Anatidae. The record is from RefSeq and is a predicted model, not a curated record.